UCCCCUUCACUUCGGCUUCCCGGGUCGUUCUUUACGCGCGCAAGCGCCCCGGGGCCGGUCUUCUUCCGACCUCUUGCUGCUGGGUACCAGAGUUGGUGGCUAGACCUCCUGCUACCUCGCUUAAAGAUGCUCCCCUUCCCUUUGUUCUGGGCAGCACGGCCUCUGCAGAGAUGUAGUCAACUGGUCAAGAUGGCUACUCGAGCUCAGCACAGCAAGGCAGCCCAGACUCAGGCUGGGGAGGGAACUCAGGGCUGGACCGGCCAGGAGAGUCUCUCAGACAGUGACCCUGAGAUGUGGGAACUGCUGCAGAAGGAGAAGGACAGGCAGUGCCGUGGCCUGGAGCUCAUUGCCUCAGAGAACUUCUGCAGCCGAGCUGCGCUGGAGGCCCUGGGGUCCUGUCUGAACAACAAGUACUCGGAGGGUUAUCCUGGCAAGAGAUACUACGGAGGAGCAGAGGUAGUGGAUAAAAUAGAGCUGCUGUGCCAGCGUCGCGCCUUGGAAGCCUUUAACCUGGAUCCUACCGAGUGGGGAGUCAACGUCCAGCCCUACUCAGGGUCCCCAGCCAAUCUGGCUGCCUACACAGCCCUUCUGCAGCCUCAUGACAGAAUCAUGGGGCUGGAUUUGCCUGAUGGAGGCCAUCUCACCCAUGGCUACAUGUCUGAUGUCAAGCGAAUCUCUGCCACAUCUAUCUUCUUUGAAUCAAUGCCCUACAAACUCAAUCCUCAAACUGGCCUCAUUGACUAUGACCAGCUGGCACUGACUGCUCGGCUUUUCCGACCACGGCUCAUUAUAGCUGGUACCAGCGCUUAUGCUCGCCUCAUUGACUAUGCCCGCAUGAGAGAGGUGUGUGAUGAGGUCAAAGCAUACCUGCUGGCAGAUAUGGCCCACAUUAGUGGCUUGGUGGCUGCCAGGGUGAUCCCCUCACCUUUCAAGUAUGCAGACAUUGUCACCACUACCACUCACAAGACUCUUCGAGGGGCCAGGUCAGGACUCAUCUUCUAUCGGAAGGGGGUACGGGCUGUGGACCCUAAGACCGGCCAGGAGAUCCCUUACACAUUUGAGGACCGAAUCAACUUUGCCGUGUUCCCAUCCCUGCAGGGGGGCCCUCACAAUCAUGCCAUUGCUGCAGUUGCUGUGGCUCUCAAGCAGGCUUCUACCCCCAUGUUCCGGGAGUAUUCGCUGCAGGUUUUGAAGAAUGCUCGGGCCAUGGCUGAUGCCCUACUACAUCGAGGCUACUCACUGGUGUCUGGUGGCACUGACAACCACUUGGUGCUGGUAGACCUGCGGCCCAAAGGCUUGGAUGGAGCUCGAGCUGAGCGAGUCCUGGAACUUGUGUCCAUUACUGCCAACAAGAAUACCUGUCCUGGAGACCGAAGUGCCAUCACCCCUGGGGGCCUACGGCUUGGGGCCCCAGCCCUUACCUCUCGACAGUUCCGUGAGGAUGACUUCCGGAGAGUGGUAGAUUUUAUUGAUGAAGGGGUCAAUAUUGGAUUGGAGGUGAAGAGCAAGACUGCCAAGCUGCAGGAUUUCAAAUCCUUUCUGCUCAAGGAUCCAGAAACAAUCCAGCGUCUGGCCAACCUCAGGCAACGGGUGGAGCAAUUUGCCAGAGCCUUCCCCAUGCCUGGCUUUGACGAACACUGAAGGCACCUGGGAAUUGAGGCUUACAGACUGUCUUCCACCCUACCUAGUUUGGUGGAAGAGGAUAUCACUUACCUAUUUUUUGGUGAUAGAGAGAACCCCCUACCCCAGCUAAGCUGUUCAGGGCAAGAGCCAAGUACCAUCUCUCUUCCCAAAAAUUAUAGCUUUCUUUUUUGUAAUCAGACUUAGAACUACCACCACCACCACCCCCGUGCCCCAGCUUUCUGCCUUUUUUGCCAUUAUCUCAGUGUUACUUUGGCUCUUUUUGGGGCAGAGAGGGUUAUCCUGCUGAGCCAGAGAAAGGGGUGGGCAGGUACCCUCCUUCCUGUUUUUAUCUAAUAAAAUGCUAACCUGC
This is a messenger RNA of Cavia porcellus (domestic guinea pig), 1993 nucleotides long. It is a transcript of the gene Shmt2, whose product is annotated as serine hydroxymethyltransferase 2. Gene Ontology annotation, cellular component: mitochondrial matrix; mitochondrial inner membrane; BRISC complex. Lineage: Eukaryota; Metazoa; Chordata; Mammalia; Rodentia; Caviidae. The transcript is spliced from 12 exons. The coding region runs from base 127 to 1641 and encodes 504 amino acids. The record is from RefSeq and is a predicted model, not a curated record. Gene Ontology annotation, molecular function: glycine hydroxymethyltransferase activity; serine binding; cobalt ion binding. Gene Ontology annotation, biological process: tetrahydrofolate interconversion; folic acid metabolic process; regulation of oxidative phosphorylation.